CGGUUUAUAUAUAUCUAUAUAUAUAUAUAUAUAUAUUUAUAUCAGUGAUAACCACGACAACAGACAUUCGAAGAUAUUAACAAGCGUUUCGAUUUCACGGAUUUUUAAUCAAUCGGUGAUCCGUGAUCCAUACGAGAUGCUGGUAGAACAAUUCGGGCGAUGGCUUUGGCAUAUAAUGGGCGGCAGUGGGAAUCAGAUCGCUUAUUCUCUUCUGAUAUUCGUUAGUGUUGCACUGGUGACCUAUUUGCUAUAUUUAAAAUAUAGCCGUAUCUUGAGGUACAAGUUACCUCCUGGUCCAUGGGGACUGCCGUUUUGUGGCUACAUACCCUUCAUCAAAGGAGCUGUACACCUGCAUUUCAAUGAGCUGGCCAAGAAGUACGGUGGAAUAUUCAGCGUUAGCAUCGGCUCCGAGUUGACCGUCGUUAUCAGCGAUCAUUUAAUCAUACGCGAUUCAUUCCGACGUGAGGAGUUCACCGGCAGACCAUCUAACGACUUCAUGAACAUCAUCGAUGGAUACGGUCUCAUUAAUACGGAGGGUGCUCUGUGGAAGGAUCAGAGGAAAUUUAUUCAUAAUAAUCUUAGAAAGUUCGGUAUGAAUUUCCACAGCUCCAAAAAUCUGGAAUCAAAGGUCAUGUGUAAUUAUUGUUGCAGGGACGUAAUGUUAAAUGACUAUAUGAUACCAGCUGGUACCAGCAUAGUAUCGUUGUUGUAUGCGGUGCAUAUGGAUCCUGAACUCUGGGACGAGCCGGAAGCCUUCCGGCCCAGUCGUUUUCUCUCUGCCGACGGUAAGGUGUCACAGCCGCCUUUCUUCAUGCCCUUUGGAGUCGGUAGACGAAAGUGCCUGGGUGAAAUAUUGGCCCGCAUGGAGAUCUUCCUAUUCUUCACUUCGCUAAUGCACAUGUUUAACUUGAGCCUACCUGAAGGUGCCCCAUUGCCCAGCCUGGAAGGUAUCAUGGGCGUAACAGUAUCACCGACACCUUUUAAAGUUUGCUUGCUGCAGAGAGAUCUGCACUUGGCAGACUGGGACAACAACGAGGUCUCUGUCAAUGGACCCUUGCGUAACAUUGGCAGCCAUUAAGUCCUCGACGAACUUUAAAACACGGGCACGGUACUUGUUCCUAUUGCUGGAGA
Molecule: messenger RNA, 1131 nt
Organism: Trachymyrmex cornetzi
Lineage: Eukaryota; Metazoa; Arthropoda; Insecta; Hymenoptera; Formicidae
Gene: Cyp18a1
Product: Cytochrome P450 18a1
Exons: 3
Coding region: 137-1078 (313 amino acids)
Biological process (GO): xenobiotic metabolic process
Cellular component (GO): cytoplasm; intracellular membrane-bounded organelle
Molecular function (GO): oxidoreductase activity, acting on paired donors, with incorporation or reduction of molecular oxygen, reduced flavin or flavoprotein as one donor, and incorporation of one atom of oxygen; steroid hydroxylase activity; heme binding
Source: RefSeq, a predicted model, not a curated record